AUGUCCGCCUGUCCAUCCCCACCUGUCCCCAAUGUCCACCUGUCCACCCCAGUGUCCAUCCCCAGUGUCCAUCUGUCCAUCCCUGGUGUCCCCCGUGUCCGUCUGUCCAUCCCCAGUGUCCGGGAGUCGGUGUCGGUGAUCAAACACACGGAGCCGGUGCCCGACCCCCGGGCGGUCAACCAGGACAAGAAGAACAUGCUGUUCUCGGGCACCAACAUCGGCGCCGGCAAAGCCGUCGGCAUCGUGGUGGCCACCGGCGUCAACACCGAGAUCGGCAAAAUCCGGGACGAGAUGGCGGCCACCGAGCAGGACAAGACCCCCCUGCAGCAGAAGCUGGACGAGUUCGGCGAGCAGUUGUCCAAGGUCAUCUCCCUCAUCUGUGUGGCCGUCUGGGCCAUCAACAUCGGCCACUUCAACGACCCCGUCCACGGCGGCUCCUGGAUCCGCGGGGCCAUCUACUACUUCAAGAUCGCCGUGGCGCUGGCGGUGGCGGCCAUUCCUGAGGGUCUCCCCGCGGUCAUCACCACCUGCCUGGCCCUGGGCACUCGUCGCAUGGCCAAGAAGAACGCCAUCGUCCGCAGCUUGCCCUCGGUGGAGACCCUGGGCUGCACCUCGGUCAUCUGCUCCGACAAGACCGGCACGCUGACCACCAACCAGAUGUCCGUCUGCAAGAUGUUCAUCAUGGACAAGGUGGAGGGCGACGUCUGCUCCCUCAACGAGUUCUCCAUCACCGGCUCCACCUACGCCCCAGAAGGAGAAGUGUUGAAGCAGGACCGGCCGGUCAAGGCUGGUCAAUACGAUGGUCUGGUGGAACUGGCCACCAUCUGCGCCCUCUGCAACGACUCCUCGCUGGACUACAACGAGGUGACCACGGCGGGCCACCAGGGUGUCCUCAGACCUGGGGG
This is a messenger RNA of Cyanistes caeruleus (blue tit), 905 nucleotides long. The record is from RefSeq and is a predicted model, not a curated record. Lineage: Eukaryota; Metazoa; Chordata; Aves; Passeriformes; Paridae.